Messenger RNA from Xiphias gladius (swordfish), 1598 nucleotides. RefSeq names its product BCAS2 pre-mRNA processing factor (gene bcas2). The coding region runs from base 100 to 777 and encodes 225 amino acids. The transcript is spliced from 7 exons. Gene Ontology annotation, biological process: mRNA processing. The record is from RefSeq and is a predicted model, not a curated record. Lineage: Eukaryota; Metazoa; Chordata; Actinopteri; Istiophoriformes; Xiphiidae. Gene Ontology annotation, cellular component: Prp19 complex; precatalytic spliceosome; catalytic step 2 spliceosome.
UUUUGAAGGUCGGGACCGGAAAGCUCGCUGUUAGUUAGCUGCCUGGAGAAGUAAGAGAGACAUUAGUUCAGCAAAUUCAGCAAUAUAGACUAAUUGAGAAUGGCCGGGACGGCUUCAGUAGCCGGUGAAGUGUUUGUCGAUGCUUUGCCGUAUUUUGACCAAGGGUACGAUGCAGCAGGUGUCAGAGAAGCGGCUGCAGCGUUGGUUGAGGAGGAGACCAGAAGGUACCGACCUACCAAGAACUACCUGAGCUACCUGCCCACGCCUGACUUCUCUGCCUUUGAGACGGAAAUUAUGAGGAAUGAAUUUGAACGGCUUGCGGCUCGGCAGCCCAUGGAUCUCCUGAGCAUGAAGAGGUAUGAGCUGCCAGCGCCUUCAGCAGGACAGAAGAACGACAUUACAGCAUGGCAGGAGUGUGUCAACAACUCCAUGGCCCAGCUGGAGCACCAGGCAGUCCGCAUUGAGAACCUGGAGCUCAUGUCGCAAUACGGAACCAACGCAUGGAAAGUCUACAAUGAUAACUUGGCCUUCAUGAUUGAGAUGGCACAAAAGGAACUUCAGAAAUUCAGGAAGCAAAUUCAGGAUAUGAACUGGCAGCGUAAGAAUGAUCAGUUGGCAGGUGGAGCCAAACUACGAGAGCUGGAGUCAAACUGGGUAUCUCUGGUCAGCAAGAACUAUGAGAUCGAGCGGGCCAUCGUCCAGCUGGAGAACGAAAUCACUCAGCUCAGGCAACAGCAGGGGGACGAGAACAAGGAGAAUAUCCGACAGGACUUCUAGAGCAGCCGUAGCAGCUUUCACCCUCACAGCACUGGUCCACAAACUGAUGAUCCCUCAGUCACAGGUUUCGUCUCGUAUCAUAAGGGGAACGGGACUAAGAAGCCACGAGAUUUAAUAUAAAACUGCAUCAUCCAAUAACUUUGACAUUAAGGAGCUGCCCAGAAACCUCAGUGACAAUACACAUUUUUAUGAGACCUCACUCCUCUUAUUCCACUGGAAAAACAGUGGUGGAAUAUGGUAUAAUGCGGCUUUUUGAGUUUUUUUUUUUUUUUUUCCCCAAAAGAUCACAGAUGUUUAAAGCGAGACUAUGUACAGUUUGCAAAAAGAUGGAACAUAUUCACCUUCCUACAAAUGGAAAGUUGAUUUCGUAAGCAAUUAAACACACAUUUGUUCAAUUCGAUACAAUCAUGGGCUUUGCUGCUACAGAACAGCCUCACUGGGUGUGGUAUGACCAGUAGCUUAUGGUGGCUAAUGCUAGCUAACUGUAGCUCGAUAUUGCUGUGUAACUGGCAUUGCGGAGUCGGAACGCUGGCUUGAAGUUUGUUUUCUUCACAUGCUACUGUUGUACCAGCAUUAGCAUUUAACAUUACUUCAUAAAUACAAAACAUUAUUCAGCAAAAUUUACAUAGUGUCGCUUUAAAAUGUUCUUUAUACCAGCAUGUAGGGUUCAGUCUUUGAGGCUGCCUACCAACAGAGGACUGAGUUUAGAAUUAAGUGUACAUAGUUUAAGUCUGUUGAAGACAAAUUCUCUCUGUGAGCCCUGUCUUGACUUCCAUUCUUGUAAUUUUUUAUGCUGUUUUAAUAAAAUUAAUAUUUCCUAG